Glycine soja is the source of this 399-nucleotide messenger RNA. RefSeq lists its product as uncharacterized. The record is from RefSeq and is a predicted model, not a curated record. The transcript has a single exon. NCBI's taxonomy places the organism in Eukaryota, Viridiplantae, Streptophyta, Magnoliopsida, Fabales, Fabaceae. The coding region runs from base 1 to 399 and encodes 132 amino acids.
AUGUCCACACCAUUUGUACAACAGCCACCACCACUAGAAGUGACCCAGCAAUCCUACACGACCCAUUUGGGUCACGGGUCGGUGGGACCCGUCAUCGCGGUCCUCGCCGUCAUCACUGUUCUCGGCGUCAUCGCCGGCAUGAUCGGAAGGCUCUGUUCGGGUCGUCGGGUCAUGGGUCACGGCGAGUACGACGUCGAAACCUGGGUCGAGACCAAAUGCUCCUCCUGCGUCGACGGCAGAAUCGCCCCUCCAACGCCACGACCACGUCCUCCGCCGCCGCCGGAACCCAACUCUGGCGGGGACUUGCCGCCGGAGGAACCCCCUCAAGAGAUCAAAGAAGAAGAACAACAACAAGAGCAACACCGAAGGCAACACUCACAUUCCCAUUGUGAUAGCUAA